Messenger RNA from Symbiodinium sp. CCMP2456, 840 nucleotides. Lineage: Eukaryota; Dinophyceae; Suessiales; Symbiodiniaceae. The record is from the annotation of a GenBank genome assembly.
AUGUUGAAUUCGUUUGCAGGUAAAUAUGGGAGAGUGGAGAGCGUGUCCGAGCUCGUCAAUGGCUCAGCAAGGGAUUUCUGGUGCCUUUUCGGCUCACAAAAGUACAACGAGACGGGCCUCGUGCUGGCAUCCAAAUACGGACACCAUGAGGUCGUGAGGGUCUUGGUAGCAGCAGGUUCAGAGAUUGACUAUCCGGCGAAUGGUGGGGCAGCUCUUCACUGGGCCUGCAAGUCCUUCUCGCAGAAGAAUUACGCGGCAAUGGAGCCGCAGCAGGUGGCCACCGUGCAGUUCCUGCUUGGCGAGGGUGCCCAGAUGAGGCUCCCCAGCCCGAAAUCGGAUGAGAUCUAUGACGCUUUGAACAUGGCAACCCAGCGCGGCAGCGUUCCGAUGGUCAUGCUGCUGAAGGCAGCAGGAGCUGAGGUUUCCGCAAGUACGGAGGCUGCAGCGAAGAAGUGGGGCGGCGCAGUUUCCCGAGCGCUUCUCUCCGAGGAGAAGGAUCUGGAUGGGGAUCCGGAGACCGGCCACGUUCGUACCUCCAUGUCCCUGGGUGAUCUCGCAGGGCGGCUGAAGACAAGCAUCGCCGAGCUCUACCUCUUCCAUGGGACCAGCCCAGUGGGAGCGAAAGCCAUCUCUGAGCAAGGAUUUCGUCGCAUCUUGGCCGGCGUGAAUGCUGGCACUGCCUUUGGGCGUGGCUGCUACUUUGCCGAGGCUUCGUCUAAGUCGGAUGAGUAUGCGCAGCCUGACAGUGACGGGCACUUCGUGAUGCUUCUCUGCAGAGUGGUUUGCGGAGAGAUGUUCCGCAUCACCGAGACUGGGUUCUUGUUCAGGAACUUAACUUAG